GCAGAGAAAGGAAUCCGCUCUAGAUUCUUUUAAAUAUUUUUGGCACCUUUUGUGUUCUACCCGUUGUGGCUGACAGCUGUUUUUCUUUUUGAAGGUUCUGAGAACAACGUUUGCUGAGAGGACACACAGGCAAAAAAAAAAAGGGGAGAGCAAAAACCUUCUGUGUGCUGAAGGAACAACUUCCCUGUUGCUACACAGAGCCAGCGCCUCACCUCCGCGCAGCUCUUCUUCCUCUUCCCUCCCGCGUGCGUCAGUUUCGUUCGUGCCCUGCGACGCCCGUUGCUUAUCGCGCACUUACCGCUUAUCGCUUACCGCCUCCGUUCCAUCUUUGCUUUUUUCUUUUGUGUAUUCAGCUAAGACGCAAGGUGGGCACUUUGGCACAAGGUGAGAACUCCUCCUACGUGCACCGCUGCGUUGCUGCCACCGUCAGCGAGCGCGAGGAAACGAAAUCCGCCCCUCCCACACACACACACACACUUUGUUUCGAUUGUGGAGAAGCGAAACGCGUACUCUCUUGCUUUCUUAUUUCUGUUUUCCUUUGUGAAUAUCUUCUUCAAAAAGAAAUCUCUUCUACUGUGAUUUGCUUUCUUACACGUGCUACACACACACACACACACACACACACACCUUUCCGUGCGCUGCUCUUUAGCACGUCUGCGGUGGCAUUGGGCGUUGUGGGGAUAUAUCACUCUGUUGUACAUCACGUGGGCCUCCCCCCGGCUGCCUUGUUGUUUCUCUUCUGGUUCUUCAGCCGUCCAUCCGUAACGUGACGACGGAGCUGCGCGGCGUCGUGUCUUCUGCCUUUUUUCAUGAGGGAGAGAUACAGUUCAACGUUCCUUCACCUCAGCGCAACUGCGACUACUGCUGGCGUACAUCUAUCUAUAUAUAUAUAUAUACAUAUAACAAUAUAAUCUUCUAUAACGGCUUUUCCCACCGCCCGAGGCACCGAGGUGGCGGAGACGAAUCCAUUGGCUCGCGAUGAGCAGGAGGUGCUCUCCCCACUCGACCGCCUCUCCCCCAGCUGCAGUCCUACGCUCACCUCCCCUGCCACAACGGACGAUCGCGCACACGUGAAACUGGUGACGCUGCACCUCUCCUCCAACCUUCGUCAGUGCCUCUCGCGAAAGGCGGCUGCUCGCGGCGCCGGAGGAGUCAGCAACGAUCACAACCACAGUAUGAGCGACAGCAAUAGCAGCAACAACCUGCACAACGACGCCGCCAUCGGGUCCGGCAAAGACGAGGACGGCAGCGGCGACGUGGCCGCCGACAGCAGCUGCAGCACCAUCACCUCUCCGCAGUUCCGCCGCAACAACCCCUACGCCACGUCACCGGCGCAGUCGCUGCACUUAGACGACGGCGGCGCCGCCCCCUUCAUGACCAACGUGCCCUCCGCCGCGUCCGGCGGCGUUCGCUCCCCGCCGCCAGUCAACGUUGUCCUGCACACGAGCAGCACGGUGGUGAGCCGCACGACAUCGAUGGUGAAGGGCGGCGACGCGCGGAUCAGCCGAACCACCUCGAUGAAGACGAGCGAUAACUCGCUGCUCUACUCGCCGCAGCUACCCCAUUGCGGGUCGUCGCUGCCCGGCAGCGAGGAGGUGAGCCGUACCACAUCGAUGAGCAAGCGGAACACGUCGAUGGUGUUCUCCAUGCAGCCCCUGCGCUUUACGCUGUCGCAGCCGGGGAGCACGCGCGUCAGUCGCACCACCUCCAUGGUGAAGGGUGGAAACCCGAGCACCGACUCCGUUCCCACGCUCUCCCCGCCGCUGAGCUUACCCCCGCCACAGCAGCCACAGCCACAGCAGCCGCAACAGCCGCAGGGGACGGCGAUGUCCCCGCUGCUUGACAUCUCCCCCCACAGCGCGCAACUCAGCUCCUUUUCUCACAGCACCUUCUCGAUGCGGGACACGGACGCCAGCACGAUGAGCACCCGCCGCCCCGGCAGUGGGGGCCAGUUUUGCGACGUAGACGGUGGCGCCGGCGGAGAUGGAGGCGGGGGCGUGGUGGGCGGCGCGAUGAGCUCCCCAGCCUUAUUGCACUACUACCCGUUUCGCUUCAACGCCUCUGCGACCGGGGAGAUGAUGCCGCCAUACAGCCGCGCUGAGUUGUACUCGAACGAGCCGACGGACUUCGAGGGCGGUGGGUAUGAGGAGAACCUGCGCAUGCAGGAGCAGGCGGCCGAGACGCAGGAGGUGCGUCAUCCAUACUUCACACCGCAUCCCCUUCCCCGCUAUCCACCGGACUCUCCGCCGCAGCAACAGCUUCAACAGCCUCAGCGGCCCUACUACACCGCAGAGAGGCCGUUUGGUUAUCAGGCGCCGCGGCCGCCAUCCGGGCAGCAGGAGGCAAUAGAGGCGGGAAGGGCAACGCCGCUCUUCUCGGGCUCCGCCGGCUACACCGACGCGUCGCUGCCGUCUACGCUACACGCCGUGUGCGAGCCGACCCGUGAGGCAUAUGAGCUGCAACGGGGAAUGGAUGUCGCGCGAGAAACACCGCAGGCAUUAAAGGUGCCGGCGGCUCGUGAGACCUCACCGGUGCGCACGACGCAGCAGCCGAUGGAGCAGCGUCGCCAGUCUUCCUCUUCAACGGACUACAAAACAUCUCGCUCAAAGCAGCGUAAGCAGCGGUCAUCUCCACCGUCGUAUCAGAACGCAGGGGCCGGUAAGAGUGUGGGAGAAGCAGAGGAUGCGCAGCAAGUUUAUACGGACCAGGCACCCAACCCGCUGCUCACCACCCAGCCUCCUCGUCCCUCGGCGACACAGGAGCACGAUGCAUCUUCUCCUGACACCUCAGCACCCCCUGACCCAGCAGCCGUCGCCACCGGUGGGCCUGGCUUCACCGCCGGUGAGCUGACAACGAUGUUGGAGGCUGCCAUACGGAGCUUCCAUACCGGCGAUCCCAUCGAGGAGCUGUGGUGCCCCGGCGGGGCACAGCUCUCCGUCUACGAUGCUGGCAUGAAGGAGCACUACUCAAUCCCCAGCGAGGAGGUCGCCCUCACACGCGGCGCCGUGAAGUACGUCUCUCUCUUCGCGCGCUACGGUAACCAAACCCGUUUCCGCUUUCAGCUGUGCAACCGCUACCUGCACCAUCGCUGCACCAGCGGUUUGGAGUGCCAGUACAUCCACAGCCACGUGCUCUCCAAGUCUACGCAGGUGCACUUGAAUGAGAACGGCAUCACGGCGAGCGGGGUGCGGGAGAUGAACACGGCAGAGCUGGCUGGUGGACACAACUUCCUCGGCUACCCAACAAUGGAGCGGGGGAUGGUCUUCGCGGUCUUCCCGCCGAACCAGCUGAACAGCGCGCCGCAGCUCAUUCCAUCAGAAAUGAUCCUCGUCACUGAGGGCGCGCUGCAGACGUACCGGACACUGAGCGCUGAGGCGGAGGGCGAGGGGCGCACGUCCGCGAGACAGCAGCAGCAGCAGCCACCGGCAGCUGUGACGGGUAAUGGGAACGGCGGUGGCGGGAGUGGCCGUUGCCUCACCAACGCAAACGGCGUGGAUGCCCCGAUCAUCCGCCCGCGCCACUGCGCGCACUUCCAGUUUAAGCGCAUGUGCAAUCUCGGUGCUGCUUGCCAUUUCAUACACACCUUAAUCCCAUUUGUGCAGGGGAUGGUGAACCAACCGCCGCUGCCCUGCGCGGUGAAUGUGGCGGCGCUGGACGAUCGCACCGCGGGCUUCGUGUUGCCGCAGCUGCUGCCACCUCCAGCCCAAAGCGACGGCGGCGGUGGUGAUCGGCAGGGCCGCGGCACUCCCGCGCCUGCACGGCGCAACAGCGCGAUGCAGUGUCACAUGGGCAGCAGCAACAAUCCUAGUACUAGCAUGGCUACUACUGCGAUGGCACCCGUCGUGUCCAGCGCUUCCACGACGACUCCACUACCCUGGUCACAGCCAGCACUGUAUCAAACCGGCUCAUCACUGAUCUCCGUGGUGGACGCAUCUACGCCGAUGGGUGCGGUGUUCGCCGCUUCUUACUCACAGAACGUGCCCGGCGAGAUGCCCACCACGGCGGGCAGCUCAACAGCGGUGUACGACGCGGCGCCCACACCGACCGCCUACCCAGGGUGGGGGACGAGCUACACAGAAAACACGAGCCUGUAUGCGGCGCCGGUCACGGCCGUGGCGCCCUUCGGCGUUGCUGGUGAUCGGCCCCCGUCGGUCGCUGAACAGCAGCAUAGAGUUGUUAUGGCGAAUGGGGUGUGUGGACUGCCGUCUGCUGCUCCGUUCACCCCGCAGGGGUACACGACGUACGGGAACGCUUCUGUGUCGUCGCCGCCGCCGCCGCGGCCUUCCAUGCAGCAGCAGUGCUUUUGA
This is a messenger RNA of Leptomonas pyrrhocoris, 4307 nucleotides long. RefSeq lists its product as hypothetical. Lineage: Eukaryota; Euglenozoa; Kinetoplastea; Trypanosomatida; Trypanosomatidae. Gene Ontology annotation, molecular function: metal ion binding. The transcript has a single exon. The record is from RefSeq and is a predicted model, not a curated record. The coding region runs from base 1176 to 4307 and encodes 1043 amino acids.